AUGAAUAUUUUCCGGCUCCUCGCGGACAUCUCUCACCUUCUUUCUAUCUUUAUUCUACUCCAGAAAAUGAAGUCAUCCAGCAGUUGUUCGGGCAUAUCAUUCAAGUCACAAUCGCUGUACCUGAUAGUCUACGUCACUCGAUACCUUGACCUUUUCUGGAACUUCACCGGCUCGCCCUACAACACCAUCUUUAAAAUUCUCUUUAUCUCUUCUUCCGCAUAUACCAUUUAUCUGAUGCUCAAUGAUUUUAAACCAACCAACGACCCUAACAUUGAUACUUUCAAAGUUGUAUAUCUGCUCGGGGCUAGUGCUGUCCUGGGAAUUUUGUUCCCCUACAAGUAUACAGCUUCGGAGAUGCUCUGGGCCUUUUCGAUCUGGCUAGAGUCAGUUGCCAUCUUGCCACAACUGUUCAUGCUUCAGCGAACUGGUGAAGCCGAGACGAUCACAACCCAUUAUCUCUUUGCACUGGGCAUAUACCGUGCUCUGUAUAUUCCCAACUGGAUCUACCGAUACUUCUCCGACGGAUACUUCGACCCAAUUGCUGUGGUCGCCGGUAUUAUUCAAACCGUUCUUUACGCCGAUUUCUUCUGGAUUUAUUUCCAAAAGGUUCUCAAGGGCCAGAAAUUCUCCCUACCAGUAUAA
Nannizzia gypsea CBS 118893 is the source of this 642-nucleotide messenger RNA. Its product is annotated as ER lumen protein retaining receptor 1. Gene Ontology annotation, biological process: endoplasmic reticulum to Golgi vesicle-mediated transport; protein retention in ER lumen. Gene Ontology annotation, molecular function: ER lumen protein retrieval receptor activity. Gene Ontology annotation, cellular component: membrane; endoplasmic reticulum; cis-Golgi network. The record is from RefSeq and is a predicted model, not a curated record. The transcript has 6 exons. Lineage: Eukaryota; Fungi; Ascomycota; Eurotiomycetes; Onygenales; Arthrodermataceae. Bases 1 to 642 code for a protein of 213 amino acids.